Arachis duranensis is the source of this 1629-nucleotide messenger RNA. RefSeq lists its product as uncharacterized. The transcript has 3 exons. The record is from RefSeq and is a predicted model, not a curated record. Bases 1 to 1629 code for a protein of 542 amino acids. NCBI's taxonomy places the organism in Eukaryota, Viridiplantae, Streptophyta, Magnoliopsida, Fabales, Fabaceae. Gene Ontology annotation, molecular function: zinc ion binding; nucleic acid binding.
AUGGCUACUCGCGGACGAGGUCGAGCACGUUCACGUGAGAGUAGGAACGAGCAACCAGCGGACAACCAUGCCGAAUUCAUGACGGCGAUGAGGCUAGGUCAACCGGCCGGGAACGGCAACGGAAAUAGGAACGGCAACGGAAAUGUGAACGGCGAAGGGAAUGCUCAUGCUAAUGUUGAAGGGAAUGGAGAUAACAUGGGAGGCAUUCCUAUGACUUUGGCAACUUUCCUCAAGGUUCAUUCGCCAACAUUCCGAGGAUCAACUAAUCCUACUGAAGCGGACCACUGGUUCCAAGCCAUGGAGCGUGCUUUACAAGCGCAGCAUGUUCCAUACAAUCAGUAUGUGGAGUUUGCCACUUAUCAGCUUGCGGGAGAGGCCCAGCCCUGGUGGCAAGUAGAGUGUUGCAUGCUACAGCUACAGAACGCUGAGGUUCUGUGGGAUGUGUUCCGAACGGCCUUUUACAAGAAGUACUUCCCUGAGUCUGCAAGGGAAGUGAAGGAGAUGGAGCUUAUGCAACUGAAGCAAGGUUCCAUGUCUGUGGCUGAGUACACCAACAAGUUCGAAGAGCUUUGUAGGUUUUCUCGGGUGUGUCAGGGUGACCCGGAGACCUUCGAGAGCUGGAGGUGUAUUAAGUACCAGAGGAGUUUGAAGGAUAGCAUUAUGACUGCUGUUGCCCCUAUGGAGAUCCGUGUCUUCUCUGACUUAGUGAACAAAGCAAGGGUGAUGGAAGAAUAUGCUAAGACAGUGGCUGCGUCCAAGGACACUCAUGGAGAAGGUAGUAGCAAGGGGCGUGGCAAGUAUCACCAUCCAAGGGGUCAAAGCUUUAAAAGGGGAGGAUAUGCGCAUCAAGGUCAAAGAGGUUUCAGGAAUAACACUCAUGAUCAGUUUCAGCAUCCUAAGGGAAGAGGGAGCCAGAGUGGGUGCUUUAACUGUGGAUUGCUUGGUCAUAUCGCGAGGGAUUGCACUCAUGGGAAGAACCCGAAUGCGGGUCAGGGUCAGCACCAGGGGCGAGUCUUUGCUGUAAAUGCCAAGGAUGCUUCCAAGGCGGAUCCGUUGAUGAGAGGUAUUUGUUUAUUUAGUGAUAAGACUUUAAUUACAUUAUAUGAUACUGGAGCAUCGCAUUCUUUUAUCUCAUUUUCUAAAUUCGAAGAGUUAGGCUUGAAAAUGUCAAAGUUACCUUUUGAUCUGCAUGUACAUACUCCGCAUCAGACAGUUAUGACUAGAUCAAGUUGUAGAGAAGUAGGUUUCAAGCUUGAGGGUAGAGAUUUUGUACAUGAUUUGAUCUGUUUACCUAUGGUUGGGUUGGAGUUGAUUUUGGGGUUUGAUUGGUUGUCGAAGAAUCGGGUUUUGUUGGAUUGCUUUGAGCGGACAAUUUGGUUUAUGCCGGAAGGAGAGAGUGGAGCAGUGAUAACCGCAGGAUACUACCUGAACUCCGUGAUGGUAUUUUCAGAAGAUAUCCCUGAGUUUCCACCUCAAUGGGAGAUUGAGUUUGUGAUAGACUUGGUGCCUGGAGCCGGACCAGUGUCGAUUGCACCGUAUAGGAUGGCUCCAAAAGAGCUAGCCGAGUUAAAGGUUCAGUUAGAAGAGAUUCUGGCCAAGAGGUUCAUUCGACCGAGUGUAUCACCGUAG